AUGUCAUUCGAAAAAAAGCAGAAAGUAAUGUUCGUGCUGUGCCUAGUCUUCGGACUCUGGCACUUCGCCACCCAAUGGACCACCACCCUCCUCUCGUUCCUCCAAUGGGACACCGAAGAAGUGAUGACCAUCACCGACUUGGGAUACAUCCAAGCGUUCGGAUCCCUUUGCAACGCCUUCGGAGCUCUGGCAGCCGGGCAGCUCGCAGAUACCCUUGGAGCCCAAUCCAUGUUCCUUCUGUCUGCCGUGUUCACCGCUGUCUACUACUCUGGAAUCUCGAUGGCUAGAUCGUGGUACUCGUUCUUCUUUCUUCAGGUGUUAAGAUUCGGUUAUCAGUUGGAUGGAACUGCUGAAAUGUACUUGGCAACAGUGACAACGGAAAGUGAAAGGACGAGCGCUUUGAUGAGGUUGACUAUUCCACAGGUGAGUUGGGAUUCUCAACUUGGGAUCUUUAUGAUUCCAAUUCAUAUCUUAUCCCAUUUCCAGGCCAUCGCCAUGUUCUUCGGACCAAUCGUGGGUUCCAAAGUGGCCGCCUGGACGUCCCUCCGAACCUCUCAAUUCAUCGUCGGAUUCGUCCUCGCCGGAACUAUGAUCCCAGUUGUCUUCUUCCUCCUCCCAACAACCCACUCCAUCCCACGUCUUGCCUCCGCCCGUCUUCGUCCACAAGAUUACUGGCACAUGAUUUCCAAGAACUCUGCUCUCAAGGAGGGUCUCCUCAUUCGUGCUCUCCUCAUCUCCGCCUACGUUUGCUACGAAAUGAUCUCUCGUAACUUUUUGCUCCGUAACUACAUGCACAACACCAACGAGAGUGCUUACGUCCUUCUGACCAUGGCUGGAUCUCUUCUCGCCGUUCAGUUCAUCGUCAUGCCGAUUGUUCAACGCAGAGCCAGUCCAAAGAGACUGUUGCAAGUGUCUUUGGUUGGACUUUUUAUCAGUUAUCUAUCCGCUGCAUUUGCUAAUAGCUUCGAGCAAAUGCUGAUGAUUACCGCUGUGCAGACUGCCGCCUAUGCAGUUGCCUAUGCUGAGAGUUCUACACAGAUCACCACCGCCGUCGAGCUCACCGAUCUUGGAAAAGCUACCGGAUUGGCAUCGAUGGUCCAAUGGUUGACCCAUUUCAUUCUCCCAAUCUACGCUUCUCAAUUGGUCGAACACCUCCACUACACCUUUGCUUUCUACACCUCCGCCGCUCUGUCCGUUUUCCUGUUCGCCUAUAUUUCCGUAUAUGGAAAAGAAACACCAAAUCGGUCGGGAUCUCUUCUACCAUCGCUUUCAGCUACCAAUUAUUAA
Molecule: messenger RNA, 1287 nt
Organism: Caenorhabditis briggsae
Lineage: Eukaryota; Metazoa; Nematoda; Chromadorea; Rhabditida; Rhabditidae
Exons: 2
Coding region: 1-1287 (428 amino acids)
Biological process (GO): transmembrane transport
Molecular function (GO): transmembrane transporter activity
Source: RefSeq, a predicted model, not a curated record